GUUCCGGAUCACCGGGCUGUGGUUUCUUCCCUUAAAAAUCGCCGGAGCUCUCCCCCUGCGUGGGUUAUGAGUCUCGGUCCCAGUGCACUGGUUCCCGUCUCAUCUCAUCAUUAAAGCCUCGUGUGAUUGCAGCAAAGACAGUCUCUCAAUGCAGUGACAUAUGAUGAUGUAUAUAUACAUUUCACUUCGGAAGAAUGGGCUUUGCUGGACCCUCCCCAGAAAAAUCUUUACAAAGACGUGAUGCUGGAGACCUACAGGAACCUCACUGCUAUAGCCAACAAUUGGGAAGACCAUCAUAUUGAAGAACCUGAUCAAAUUUCUCCACAACAUGGAAGGCAUGAAGAAAUUUGUACUGGAGAGGAACUCUCUCAGGAUAUUCAGUGUGAUAAAGUCUUUACAUGUCACAGUUAUCUCGGAAGGCAGAAGAGAAAACAUGCUGAAGAAAAACCUUAUGAAUGCACUCACUGUGGUAAAGGCUUUGCUAAUCACUCUUAUCUUAAAAUACAUAAAAGAACACAUACUGGACAGAAACCCUACAAAUGUAAUCAGUGUGAUAAAGCCUUUGCACAACAAAGUUAUCUCCGAGUACACAAAAGAAAACAUAGUGGAGAGAAACCUUAUAAAUGUAAUCAUUGUGGUAAAGCCUUUGCAUAUUCUAGUAGUCUCCAAACACAUGAAAGAACACAUACUGGAGAGAAACCCUACAAAUGUAAUCAAUGUGAUAAAGCCUUUGCUCAAUACAAUAGUCUUCAAUACCAUAAGAGAAUACAUACUAAAGAGAAAUCCUACAAAUGUUAUCAGUGUGGUAAAGCAUUUGCACAGCACAUUUGUCUUCAUUACCAUAAAAGAACACAUACUAGUGAGAAACCCCACAAAUGUAAUCAAUGUGAUAAAGCCUUUGCACAAUACAGUAGUCUUCAACAGCAUAAAAGAACACAUUCUGGAGAGAAACCUUAUGAAUGUACUCAAUGUGGAAAAGGCUUUGCAAAUCCUAGUUAUCUGAAAAUACAUAAGAGAACACAUACUGGAGAGAAACCUUACAAAUGUAAUCACUGCGAUAAAGCCUUUGCCUAUUGCAAUAAUAUCAUAAAACAUGAAAGAACACAUACUGGAGAGAAACCUUACAAAUGUAAUCAAUGUGAUAAAGCCUUCACACAACAUGGUAGUCUUCAGAAACAUAAAAGAACACAUUCAGGAGAGAAACCUUAUGAAUGUAUUCAGUGUGGUAAAGCCUUUGCCACACACUGGUAUCUUCAAAUACAUGCAAGAACCCAUACUGGAAAGAAACCCUACAAAUGUAAUCACUGUGAUAAAGCCUUUGCACAACGGAAUUAUCUCCGAGUACAUGAAAGAACACAUAUAGGAGAGAAACCUUAUGAAUGUAUUCAAUGUGGUAAAGGCUUUGCCACACACAGUCAUCUUCAAUUACAUGAAAGAACACAUACUGGAGAGAAACCCUACAAAUGUAAUCAAUGUGAUAAAGACUUUCCAUAUCACAAUAGUCUUCAACGUCAUAAAAGAUCACACACUGGAGAGAAGCCUUAUAAAUGUAAUCAAUGUGAUAAAGCCUUUGCACAUCACAAUAGUCUUCAAUACCAUAAAAGAACACAUAGUGGAGAGAAACAAAUGUAAUCAAUGUGAGAAAGCCUUUGUAAAUCACAAUAGUCUUCAAUGUCAUAAAAGAACACAUAGUGGGGAAAAGCCCUAUGAAUGUAAUCAAUGUGAUAAAGCCUUUUCAUGAAAUCAUGCCUUCUAAGUCAAAAAAUUCAUUCUGAAGAAAAAACAUAAUAAUAUAAUCAAUGUAGUAAAGCCUAUCAAAAUGACCUGUAAAAGUAUGAAAAAGUUCAUACCUGAGAAAUACUAUGUAAAUAUACUUAAAUACCAAAUACUUCAAUUGUGGUUGUGGUUUGUAUUGUGUGUAUACAAAUCAGGAUUUUCAUCUAUUUGGGAGAAGUGUUACAAAAAUAAGUAACAAGUAAUCAAUGUUAUAAUCAUAACAUAGCCUGAUGUGCUAUGGAUAUGUGUGUAUUGUGUUCCAUGCUUCUUCAUGUCCCUUUAGUUAUCUGUCACUUCAUCUUGAAGUACUGCCUUCUAAAGAUGCCAGAUAAUUUAAUGGCAAUGAGAUUUAUUUUUAAAAAAGCAAAAAUAUUUCUGUUGUAUGUGUCUGUAAUAUGAUCAGGGGAUCUGUAGCCCUAGCAGAUCUGUUUAGCGUGGAGGACAACUUUGAGGGACCUACUGUUGCCAUCUUCAUAUGCUGAUAUGGUCAGGUUCCAGCUUUGUACACCACAGACAUGCCCUACUGAGCUGUCUCACUGAUGCUCAAGUAAGAUUAGUUGAAAUCUUGUACAGUAAAAUAUUUUUUUCAGAUUGUAAUAAUAUUGUCAUCUAAUGAUGGAGGAAAACAGGACAAUUUGAGUAAUAAACCAUAUUUGUAAAUAAACAUACUAUACUGCUGUCUUUUUUUUAUCAUGUUAGUUUAUUUUGAAGAUUAAACACCUCUUCUUAAC
This is a messenger RNA of Alexandromys fortis (reed vole), 2507 nucleotides long. Its product is annotated as zinc finger protein 431-like. Lineage: Eukaryota; Metazoa; Chordata; Mammalia; Rodentia; Cricetidae. Gene Ontology annotation, molecular function: RNA polymerase II cis-regulatory region sequence-specific DNA binding; DNA-binding transcription factor activity, RNA polymerase II-specific. Gene Ontology annotation, biological process: regulation of transcription by RNA polymerase II. The transcript has 4 exons. The coding region runs from base 241 to 1632 and encodes 463 amino acids. Gene Ontology annotation, cellular component: nucleus. The record is from RefSeq and is a predicted model, not a curated record.